Messenger RNA from Heterotrigona itama, 1643 nucleotides. The record is from the annotation of a GenBank genome assembly. NCBI's taxonomy places the organism in Eukaryota, Metazoa, Arthropoda, Insecta, Hymenoptera, Apidae.
AUGGUAGGAAUGCCAUAUGCUUUUGCUUCACCUAUUCACGAGGUAUAUUAAAUUUCAAAAGUUGUUCCUACCUUGAUUAUUCUUGCAAAUUUUACCGAUUCAGACAAUUGUUUUAAUGUAUUCAUCUAUCAAAGUUUAAUUAAUUUAAGUCAUGCUACUUCCAUCUCGCUUCCAGUUUGUUGAAUGUGAAAACAAGGCCACUGUCUUGUUAUAAAGUUAUUCUUAUUUUUAUUGCUAUUAUUACAAAUAUUAUCAUCAUCAACAUCAUUAUCAUCGACAUGAUCAUCUUCAUCAUCAUCAUCAUCAUCAUCAUCAUCAUAAUCGUAAUCAUCAUAAUCGUAAUCAUCAUAAUCAUCGUCAUUACUAUUAUCAACAUUUCCUUUUUUCUUCCUGUAAAUACCCUGUAGAUUUUCAUUAAUUCGGAAUACCAUUUACCAACUACACUUCUUCAUAAUUCUGCAAAAUUAUGCAAUGCAAUAUUUGCCAUCAUGUUUAUUAAUUAUGUUACAAUGCUAUUAUGAUCUUAUUCUGCACCCUUCUCUGCAAAACAUUUGGUGCAAUACUGCAUAAUUCAUAGCUUAAUGCUCUCUUGUCUUCAUACUUAACAUGCAUAUUACACGCAAGAUAUUUAAUUUAUUAUAAAUAAUUUUCUUUUCCUCUCUUUAAAGGAAAGCUACUAUGUGACGACGAAUAACCCCCGUACUUCGAAAUUAAUUUUAAAAGUUGUGAGUAGUAGUGUGACACCUGAAUACGGCAACUCGUAUACGAAUCUCGAAUACAGGCAGCAAUGUUGUCCCAACAUUUGGGUGUUUAUGAACAACAGUUGGAAAUCUUUGUACGGUGCCUCUGGUUCUUACGCCCCAAGUUACGAUUCUACAUUCGCUAAUCUGACGAAUGAGAGAACAGACUUAAUGUAUCAAACAUACGGUGAUGAAAUUGCUGUACAAUACGCAGAUUUCAUAUUAGACUUUGCUAAAGAUUGUGAUGAUAUAUUAACUGUGUUCCAUGAUCCGUUGGUCAUUCUGACAGGAGGAGAUUAUAGAAAGACAAAGAAAUUCCUCGAAGGAAAUCGUAGACUCAAAGAGGAAGAAGAGAAGGAUAAGCAUUUAUUAGAGAAACAUAUGCAAUAUAUUAAUCGCAAUAUUUCAGGAUUAGGAAUUGAAGAUGAACGAGGAACGCCCAGCUUUACAGAUUGUCGAUUGGACGACACGUCGCUAGAGUUAGGAAGUUUAAAGCAAGUGCUGCAGGAACGGCACUUUGCCCCACCGCUUGCUCACUUGUCCAAUGCUCCUAAACCAUCGGAGGCGGAGGCUGAGUGGUCAACCCGGACAAAAUUACGGAGAUCUAUUUCAACAGAGAUAGAGAAGACGCUUCUUCCUUCAGCUACUGCUUCUGUUGAUGGUUUGCGAAGCGCUAUGGGAAUAACAUCAGUUGGUGGACCAGUGCCAAUAGAAUUGCUCAGUCCAACCGGUCAACAAAAUCGACCGAUCAAUAUUGUGAAUACGAAUCAACCACCUAUUCAAGUGCAAAUCAGCAUGACGCACAGUCAAACACCUCCGUCUUUACUGAGCAUAUCAGAAACGUCUGCGAUUCCAGAUUUAGAAUCAGAUCUCAGAGAAUUUCUAGAAAAUGAUCCUACAUGA